AUGGCUGCAGAGAGAAAUAGUAUAGAAGAAGUUACUAAUUCAGAAAUAUGUGAAUCCAAGACCGGAAUAAGUUCGUUUAAUCUUUCACAAUUAUGGCAACUGAUAACAAAUAUUGGUGAUAAACCAUCAGAUGAUGAAUCCAAAUGUAUCACUAUAUUAGGAAAAACAUAUGAGAAAUUAGAUGAGUUUGAGUCUGAUCUCAAGUCGAAGAUAUGGAUAUCUUACAGAUUUGGGUUCGAACCAAUAAUGAAAGCUGUUGAAGGACCGAGCCCUAUUUCGUUUGCACAAUCGUUAUUGUUUAAUAAGAAUAUUUUGAUAAAAGAUUUCCAGAAUAUCAUGAACUUGGUCGAUAAUGAAUCUUUUACGAAUGACGUAGGAUGGGGCUGCAUGAUAAGAACUUCCCAAAGUUUAUUAGCUAACGCCCUCUUACUGUUAAUGGGACUGGAUCCCAAAGCCAUCGUUGAGUUAUUUGUUGACAAUUCUCAAUCUCCCUUCUCCUUGCAUAAUUUCAUAAAAAUAGCAUCCGACCUGCCCUUGGAGAUAAGACCUGGUCAGUGGUUUGGCCCUAGUGCUGCCUCCCUUUCUAUUAAGAGACUAUGCGACAGAUUUUAUGAGUCUGGUAAUACGAACAUUCCCAGAUUAAAGGUCUUGAUAAGUGAAAGUUGUGAUUUGUACGACAGCAAGAUUAACGAGAUUUUAAACAGCGAGGAAUCAGAUGCUCUAUUAAUUCUCUUGCCAAUAAGAUUAGGAAUCGACAAGAUUAAUUCAAUAUAUCACCCGAGCUUGUUCCAUUUGCUUUCCAUUAAACAAUCAGUCGGUAUUGCAGGUGGAAGGCCAUCGUCUAGUUUUUAUUUCAUAGGAUUUGAAAAUCUGAAUUUGAUAUAUUUGGAUCCACAUUCGCCUCAGCAGUUCCAAAUCGAGCUCGAUUAUGAAAGCUACCAUACCUUGAAUUACCAAAAGUUGAGCAUCAAUGAUUUAGACCCUUCUAUGAUGAUAGGAAUAUUGGUUAAUGAUUUGAAUGACUACAUUGACUUCAAGGAAUCUUGCUUGAGCAAUGCUAAUAAGAUUAUACAUUUUCAUGCCCAGGAACAAGAUAGCCCUACAAACUCCUCUAGGAAGGAUAUUGCCGAUUUAGAUGUAUCAGACUUUUCUGCUUCAGCUGACGAUGACGUUAUAAGUAUCGAAAGUUUUCAAGAGGGAGAAGAUUUUGUAGAUGUUUCAAAGAGUAAAGAUGUUAAAGAGAAUAAUAGCUUCGAAGAUGGUGAAAACUCACAGUACGAUCAUAAGCAACAAGAUCGUGAGGUGGAAAUUACCAUGAGUGACGACAAUGAUGUAUCAGACCUCCGAGACGACGUUGUAAACAUUAGCCAUUCCAUUUCUGACAAUUAUGAGCAUAUAGAUCCUUCCUAG
This is a messenger RNA of Priceomyces carsonii, 1410 nucleotides long. RefSeq names its product cysteine protease. Lineage: Eukaryota; Fungi; Ascomycota; Pichiomycetes; Serinales; Debaryomycetaceae. The coding region runs from base 1 to 1410 and encodes 469 amino acids. Gene Ontology annotation, molecular function: protein-phosphatidylethanolamide deconjugating activity. The transcript has a single exon. The record is from RefSeq and is a predicted model, not a curated record.